Physeter macrocephalus (sperm whale) is the source of this 876-nucleotide messenger RNA. It is a transcript of the gene ING5, whose product is annotated as inhibitor of growth family member 5. Gene Ontology annotation, molecular function: chromatin binding. The transcript is spliced from 8 exons. Gene Ontology annotation, biological process: positive regulation of apoptotic signaling pathway; regulation of DNA-templated transcription. Bases 39 to 761 code for a protein of 240 amino acids. The record is from RefSeq and is a predicted model, not a curated record. Gene Ontology annotation, cellular component: nucleus. NCBI's taxonomy places the organism in Eukaryota, Metazoa, Chordata, Mammalia, Artiodactyla, Physeteridae.
ACCGCCCGCGCAGACCCAGAGCGCGGCCGCGGACGAAGAUGGCGACCGCCAUGUACUUGGAGCACUACCUGGACAGUAUCGAGAACCUUCCCUGUGAGCUUCAGAGGAACUUCCAGCUGAUGCGAGAGCUGGACCAGAGGACAGAAGACAAGAAAGCCGAGAUUGACAUCCUGGCUGCAGAGUAUAUCUCCACAGUGAAGACUCUGUCUCCGGAUCAGCGCGUGGAGCACCUGCAGAAGAUCCAGAGCGCCUACAGCAAGUGCAGGGAGUACAGCGACGACAAGGUGCAGCUGGCCAUGCAGACCUACGAGAUGGUGGAUAAGCACAUCCGGAGGCUUGAUGCGGACCUGGCUCGCUUCGAGGCGGACCUGAAGGACAAGAUGGAGGGCAGCGACUUCGAAAGCUCUGGAGGACGGGGGCUAAAAAAAGGUCGAGGUCAGAAAGAAAAGAGGGGCUCCCGGGGUCGUGGCAGGAGGACCUCAGAAGAAGACACCCCAAAGAAGAAGAAGCAUAAAGGAGGGUCCGAGUUCACCGAUACCAUCCUGUCGGUGCAUCCCUCUGACGUGCUGGACAUGCCCGUGGACCCGAACGAGCCCACCUACUGCCUGUGCCACCAGGUGUCCUACGGGGAGAUGAUCGGCUGUGACAACCCGGACUGCCCCAUCGAGUGGUUUCACUUCGCCUGUGUGGACCUGACCACGAAGCCCAAAGGAAAGUGGUUCUGUCCACGGUGUGUUCAGGAAAGGAGGAAGAAGAAGUAAGGAAGAGGCGGACGUCCGGACCAGAAGAUCACGUUGACAUAUCCCUUCGUUCACGUCGCAAUAUUUUAUCUUCAUUUUAAAACAACCUUGUUUCCGAUGAUAUUUAAUAACUCAA